AUGCCUGCCCUCGCCUUCGUCCGCCUCGCGCUCUCGCUCGCCUGUGCGCUCGGCGCCCGCGCUCAGCUGUCCGGCUCCGUGGGCCCCAAGACGUCUCUGAGCGAGAAGUCGAACCUGUGCAACGUUCUCGACUAUGGUGGCUCCAUCGGGUCCAGCGACAUCGGGCCGGCCAUACAGAGUGCCUUUGAUGACUGCGUGCUGACCAACUCGAGUGCUUCGACUCUCUAUGUUCCUUCCGGCGACUAUGACAUACAGACAUGGGUCAUGCUCAGCGGAGGGACCAAGUGGGCCUUCCGGCUCGACGGUCUCAUCACACGCGCAUCCACGACGACUGGGAACAUGAUCGCCAUUGAGAACGCUGAGGACUUCGAGUUUUACUCUGCCAACUCCGCAGGAGGUAUUCAGCGCUUGGGAUACGAGUGCCGGAAUGACGGGCUGCGUCUCAUUCGCAUGGUGACCUCGACGUACUGGUCGCUGCACGACCUCAUCCUUGUCGACUCACCCGAGUUCCAUCUCGUGAUACAGGAGGGAAGCAGUGGAGAAGUGUACAACCUCGCCAUCCGCGGCGCAGAUAUUGGCGGGUCUGACGGCGUUGAUGUCUGGGGCGACAACUACUGGAUUCAUGACGUGGAAGUGACAAACCGCGAUGAGUGCGUCACCGUCAAGAGCCCCGCGUCGAACAUUCUCGUAGAGCAAAUUUGGUGUAAUCAGAGCGGCGGAAGCGCCAUGGGCAGCCUCUCGGCAGUGAAUACCUCCAUCACGAACAUUAUCUAUCGCUACGUCUACACUGUCGGCGGGAAUCAGGCGUACAUGAUUAAGGGCAAUGGCGGCUCCGGCACGGUAUCGAACGUCGUGUUCGAGAACUUCAUCUCGCGGGACACCGCGUAUGGGCUGAAUAUCAACGAAUACUGGGCAAGCAUCAGCCCACUGGACGGCCUGGGAGUGACGCUGGAGAACAUCACGUUCCAAAGCUGGGACGGCAACGUCGCCGACGGAGUCGAACGCUCCCCUAUCCAGAUCAUAUGCGCAGACGAGGCGCCGUGCUACGACAUCACGCUGACGGACGUGUACAUGUGGUCGCUCACCGACGAGGCGACGAUGAAAUGCGAGAGUGCGUUCGGAAGCGGCGCCUGCCUCAAGUCGGGAAGUAGCCACACGAGCUACGCGGUGGAGACGACGAGUUAUACGCAGCCGAGCGGGUACUCGACGCCAACGACGAUGGCGGGCGACUUGACGGCAGGCUUUGGGAGCACGACGCUCAUCCCGACGCCGACUAUACCGACGACAUUCUACCCCGGUCGCGCGCAGAUCUCACCGCUCAUGAAGAAUAAGUAGGUUCUACCAGGGAGCUGUGGCUGUGUCGACGAAUGCGGGCCCCUGAUCAUCACUCUCGCGGAAUUUUGAUGGCCUCUUUACUCUUAUAUGCCUCAUGUGCUAUGUAGCAGUUGUUGGAUGGAUUGGUUCCGGCUUCGCAUCUGCCACGAAAUUUAGUCUCAUACCAAGACCCUCCGUUUGUGUCGAACCUACCAGUGUAGUACCACGAAAUUGAAGAAUGAUUCUAAUUCAA
Molecule: messenger RNA, 1567 nt
Organism: Fomitopsis serialis
Lineage: Eukaryota; Fungi; Basidiomycota; Agaricomycetes; Polyporales; Fomitopsidaceae
Product: rhamnogalacturonase
Exons: 11
Coding region: 1-1335 (444 amino acids)
Biological process (GO): carbohydrate metabolic process
Molecular function (GO): polygalacturonase activity
Source: RefSeq, a predicted model, not a curated record